AUGGCGGCUGAUCUUCGAGAAAUUGUUAUCGAUUUGAGAGGAAAUACUGAAAAUACGGAAAGGGAGAAAAAGUUUUGGAAUGUAAACGAGGUGGAAAUAAAUCUACUUUCGAGCGGGAGUGGAAUAAAGGCGAUCAGGAGAGCGAGACGCCGACCGAAUUACGGCAUGGGAAACAUGAAUAGUGGACUGGAGGAAAUAUGUGGGAACAAGCUUGAGCUGACCGGCCCGUUAAUUGACAGUUACCUUUUGGAGAUCGGUAAUCAAGUAUCUGCGAAGUUAACUCGAUCAAAGGCAACAUCUCUGGCUAGCCCUGUUAUCCUUUUUGUACCUUGGCCUGUAUUUCGCCUCAUUACAGUGCUGUUUAGAGGAUACGGCGCUGAAGUGACCUUCGAUAAUCGAAAAUCGAAGGUGAUCUCUACGUUCAACCUUCUUGAAACGGCGGAAAAGAUAUUUUCUCCGGCUCGUUUUGAAGGACAAGAUGUCCUAAGGAAGCGACAUUUCAGUCGCCAACCUGACAAUAACGGUACAAUGAGAUCUGUUUACAAAGGCAGAUCGGCUGUGGCUAUUUCCCAAACAACUCCUUUUUGUUUUGAUUAUAAUCUUAAAAAUCAAAAGGUCACUGUCACAUUCUACAUUCAGCGGUACACNUCGAAAAUAUUUCGUAAGAAAUUUUAAGUGUCUUCGAAAAUGCACAAGUCAUCACGAUGGUCAGUUGCUAAGGAAAAUGCUCCCGUUUGUGCGGGCGCAAAAUCGUCAGCGGUAAUUACCAUUGUCGAACUCUGCCUAAGAAGCAGUAAAAAACAUGGCGGCUGAUCUUCGAGAAAUUGUUAUCGAUUUGAGAGGAAAUACUGAAAAUACGGAAAGGGAGAAAAAGUUUUGAAAUGUAAACGAGGUGGAAAUAAAUCUACUUUCGAGCGGGAGUGGAAUAAAGGCGAUCAGGAGAGCGAGACGCCGACCGAAUUACGGCAUGGGAAACAUGAAUAGUGGACUGGAGGAAAUAUGUGGGAACAAGCUUGAGCUGACCGGCCCGUUAAUUGACAGUUACCUUUUGGAGAUCGGUAAUCAAGUAUCUGCGAAGUUAACUCGAUCAAAGGCAACAUCUCUGGCUAGCCCUGUUAUCCUUUUUGUACCUUGGCCUGUAUUUCGCCUCAUUACAGUGCUGUUUAGAGGAUACGGCGCUGAAGUGACCUUCGAUAAUCGAAAAUCGAAGGUGAUCUCUACGUUCAACCUUCUUGAAACGGCGGAAAAGAUAUUUUCUCCGGCUCGUUUUGAAGGACAAGAUGUCCUAAGGAAGCGACAUUUCAGUCGCCAACCUGACAAUAACGGUACAAUGAGAUCUGUUUACAAAGGCAGAUCGGCUGUGGCUAUUUCCCAAACAACUCCUUUUUGUUUUGAUUAUAAUCUUAAAAAUCAAAAGGUCACUGUCACAUUCUACAUUCAGCGGUACACAGCACAGGACUUUGUGAUUGACUCUAGCCUACAAAGUCUUAUGAGUCAGUGA
Porites evermanni is the source of this 1501-nucleotide messenger RNA. The record is from the annotation of a GenBank genome assembly. Lineage: Eukaryota; Metazoa; Cnidaria; Anthozoa; Scleractinia; Poritidae.